Molecule: messenger RNA, 1430 nt
Organism: Cotesia glomerata
Lineage: Eukaryota; Metazoa; Arthropoda; Insecta; Hymenoptera; Braconidae
Gene: Hmg-2
Product: high mobility group protein 20A
Exons: 5
Coding region: 139-1185 (348 amino acids)
Biological process (GO): regulation of gene expression
Cellular component (GO): nucleus
Source: RefSeq, a predicted model, not a curated record
UGAUGCAACUUUUUUGAGGUUAUGCUUGACAUUUGCAUCAAAUCUUCGACAUUAAAUUGCAUUUAGCGCAUGCGUAUGAGUUGCAGAGUUGUAAGCUUGAUUUACAGAGCACAGAGCAGCAAAAGGAAGAAAUAAAUAAUGAGCCAAAAUUCAAGAAGAAGCGACGCGACGUCGACGGGCGAAAACGAUAACAAUGCGGUAAAUGGCGAGGAGUCGGUGUCCUCGAUGACAAUAAUGACGGCGAGCCAGCAGCCGUCAAACGUAAACGGGGAAGGUGAGGAGUUCUCCGGGAACAGGUCGCCGUACAGUGAAUCCGCUGAAGACAAAGCCGACUCUGCGGGUGACAAGAAAUCCUUGAACGCGAGUACCAACAAUGUCACUCCGGUGAACAAGAACAAGUCGAAGAAGCGCAAAAAGACUCCCAGAGACGCGAAAGCACCCAAGCAACCGCUCACCGGGUACUUCAGGUUCUUAAAUGACAGGCGUGACAAAGUUCGCAAUGAAAAUCCUAACAUGUCAUUCGCGGACAUCACCAAGGCUCUGGCUGCUGAGUGGAGCUCGCUACCAGCUGAUCAGAAACAGCAGUAUCUGGUGGCUGCUGAGCAGGACAAGGAGAGGUACAACCGGGAGUACAGUAAUUACAAGCAGACUGAAGCUUAUCGGUCGUUUAGUGAGAAACAGACCAUGGAGAAGGUUAACGAUAAGAAGGUUGUUCCUGAUGCGCCGGCUACUGAUCAAAUUGAAAAUUUGUCGGAAAAAGACAAUGAUGGGUUCUCUGGAUUUGAUAUUCCGAUUUUCACUGAAGAGUUUCUUAAUCAUAAUAAAGCCUGUGAAUCCGAACUACGGCAACUACGAAAAGCAACAUCUGACUGUGAAUCUCAAAACGCAGUUCUCCAGAUUCACGUAGACAGCCUCCACGCAGCAGUAAAUCGACUAGAGUCAGAAACAAAUCAGCAACGAACCACGAACCAAUCUCUGCAGCGUCAUCUUGAUAUUCUACGAAAUCAAUUGGCCAGUUGUUUUGCUUCAGUCCCUCUCAAAGGAACACACGAUGGUGCCAAUUUACAAAAUAUCGACAGCUAUAUCGAGCGAUUAGAAUUUUUGUUUACCAGCGGCAGCAAUUCAGACACUUCAUUCCGAAACGCAGUGCAAAAUGCUAUUGCCCAAUUUGAUCUGAUAGGAUGACCUUCGUCUCCUUCCUCACCAGCACCGGCACUGCCUCCGCCAUCGUCACCCAAUGUCGCAACGACUAAUUCGAAACAUCGCUCGUCAAGGCACUUGCGAAAGUGAUGCGUUCAACGCAGUACAAAUAUUAUCUUAUCUACAUAACACCCAUUAAAUUACUAAUUUAAUUUUUUCACGUGUUCUGUGAGUUUACUCGAUAGAUCUCUGCAAAAUAAUAAUAAUAAUAAUAAUAUUAAUUAAUUAAA